Molecule: messenger RNA, 237 nt
Organism: Aphanomyces invadans
Lineage: Eukaryota; Oomycota; Saprolegniomycetes; Saprolegniales; Verrucalvaceae
Exons: 1
Coding region: 1-237 (78 amino acids)
Source: RefSeq, a predicted model, not a curated record
AUGCCAUUCUUUCGCUUUGAAAACACUCCCCCCUUCAAGUCCCGACAUGAUGUUGUUUUACCACAGACCACAUCGCUUUCCCAAACGAAGGUCGACAACAUCACCGCCAAGAACGUGAUCGACGCUGCCUACACGGGCGAUCAAGUGAUCCAAGACGUCGUCGACGAAGUGGCUGACUCCUUGGGAUUUGCCUCCGUCAGCUUUUGCCGCACGCUGGACCGGGAAACGAAUGUGUAG